This is a messenger RNA of Gryllus bimaculatus (two-spotted cricket), 4171 nucleotides long. Lineage: Eukaryota; Metazoa; Arthropoda; Insecta; Orthoptera; Gryllidae. The record is from the annotation of a GenBank genome assembly.
GCAGCGUGGCGCCGCUGCUGGAGACGGCGGGCCCGCGCGAGGGAGGCAUGGGCGGCCACCUCAGCGGCCUCGCCGGCGGAGGAGCGCCGGGCGGAGGGGGAGGCUCCAGCCCCGCGGCCCAGCAGAAGCCCCAGGAGCCCAACAUCGACUUCGAGCUGGACGUGAAGGUGCUCAUCAACAGCGGCAAGUGCGUGCUGCACACCAAGGACCCCAGCAAGGAGGACGAGCUCAAGCUGACGAGCCGGAUGCGCAAGGAGCGCAGCUGCUCGGGCGGCGUGUUCGAGUUCCCGCCCGCCAGCCCCAACUCCGCGCGCCGCAGCAAGGACUCCAAGCACAGCCACGCUCACGCUCACGCCCACGCCCCGGCCUCCACGUCGCGCCUGCGCUACCUGCACAGCACCGUGGCGCAGCUCGUCGACCUCACCAUCUUCCACAUUCCGGGCCUCGACGUCAAGGUACAUUACGAAUCCCACACACUGCAAGAAGAGACUGCUGGAUUGUCUCCACCUGCUCCUCGAAAAUCAGGCACCAAGAAGGCAAGUCUUUUUGCAUGGAUGACUCUGCAGAGCAUACCAGAAGAGACCAUCAUCAGUCCACACAUUCUUGAGUAUCUAGAACAGACCCUGGAACCAAUCCCAUCUUCAUUCCAACAGGCGAAGACUUCAGGUGCAGUAAAUGCAAUGUUUGCAAUGGACCAGGACUCAACUUGGGCAGCUGCUACAGCAUCUGCCAACUAUGCGUAUGCAUCAUUCCCUGUGGAUGUAAUUGUUUACUUUCACAUGCAACCAUCAACAUUCCGUUUCUCUUGUCUGCCUGUAUCCCGAGUUGAAUGCAUGUUGCAAUUGCCUUCACUGGAUAUUGUCUUCUCUUCCAAACGAGCAGAGGAAGAGCUCCAUAGUGAAUUUGGUGAAGGUCGCUCAGGUCGUUGGGACUCUAUUCCAUCUCCAUCAGCUGUAGGAGGCCUCAGUGUAACAGGAUGCUUGGCUGAUUUCUCUGUGUACAUUUUCCAUCCAUAUGGAGGUGGCAAGAAAUCAGGAUUGAAAGAGGCUCAGUGGUCCCCUUUGGCAGAUAGUGAAAGAAAAGAUUCAUUGAGUGUUAAUGUUGAAUUCGUUAAAUUCCACCUUUCCCGUAGCCGUAAGCUCAAUUUUCCAUGUGAUCAACAAACCAAAGGGUUGAAGAGUUCUGAUCAAAGUCAAGCUGUUAUUCGUUUCUCUACAAUUGUUGACAUUGGUUCAGCUUCAUUCAAAUACGAUAUGCGCCGUCUGACUGAAAUUCUAGCUUUCCCAAAAGCAUGGUACCGUCGUAGCAUUGUUCGUCGGCUCUUUUUAGGGGAUUUAAGCAUAAGUGCUGCUUAUAGUGAGGGUGAAGAAACUCCCCCAACAAGUCCAGAUGAUGAUUCACCUCUUGCACGUGCAGUGCCUUCUGAUACAAGUGGGCGGCAUGCAGAAUCUAUUGGUUUGUCCCGUUCAGCACCUUCUAAUGAACGUAGUCCAAUGUUGCCUGCUAGAGACAGGCUGAGAUUGAGCCUUGAAAAUGACCUAGCAAGACAUGCACGUGUGAGAGCUGGGGGUCGUAGUUAUGGAAAAUCAGAUACUCCAAGUCCAUCAGAACAGAAAAUAGGUUCUGCCUGGGAAACUUUGGUGCUGUUUGCUGUUAAUUUUACACGUUUGAAUGUUCACAUGAACAUGGGAAACGUUAUGGGAAAUGUAAUGUGGCUGACCAAAGACUUCAAAUCAGAAGGAAGACUCUCAAUUGGUAGUAAUGGUCAUAAAAAUAUGUAUAUUGGAGUAGGCUUGGGUGGCUCAGGGUUGGAUGCAAAAGGUGGCAUUGUUGGUGGUGCCAUUGAGCUGAGCAAAAUUGACACAUACAUUCACAUCCGUGAAGACCCUGGAACUGAACCUGACCACACUGUAGGCCUUAAACUGUUCGCCCUUGAACUCCGCCUAGACUACAUGGGAACAGGUGUGCUCAUGUCACGUGUCAGUUCACUUGCUGUAUCUCUUCGAGAUGAAUGGAAAAUAACAAGAAGUAAAGCAGCAGAUGGAUUCAUGCCCACCAGAAGGCCAGCUAUGAUUUUCUUGCAUGGAGAUCUUGGCUGGGACCAACUUCAGAUUAUGAUUUCCAAGUCAACCACAGCAGAUCUUUUGAAGAUGUUUUAUAAACUGGAUGAAUUCUUCUCACAACAGUUUAAGAGCAGUAAACGAGUAUUCUCCAGUCUCCAGCCACGUCCUCAUGGUCGACCUGGAAGUAUUCGUCGCAGUCGAGGUGCUCAUAAUCGACGCAAUCGACCUGGGAACUCUACUGGUUCAGGCUCAGAGGGAGGCCGAAAUGAAAGUACUGGUUCUUCUGCUGCGUGGGAUGCUCGACAUCAUCGCCAUUGGCAGCGUGUUCUGGCUCAAGUUUGCGGAUUACAGUUGUCCACCCUCAGCUUCCCUUUACCUCGUUCUGGAACUGUGCUUGGUGGUACCAUGGAGUUACAUGGCAACAACAUCUCUUUGGCAUGUUUCCAUGGUAUUAAUUUUAAAUCAAAGUCAUGGGCACUUUUCUCUCUGAAAGAACCCUGUAUUUCAUUUGCAACUGAAGCCCAAGAGGUUCCUUCCACUGAAGCUCCAGAACUGUUGGAUGUUCAUGUGGUCCAGACAUUGACAUUUAGCUUGGGAAUGACCACUGACCAGGCGCAUGCACAGCAUCACAGCAUGGCUACCGUUUGUCGACUCAGUCGAAAUGUUCUGUUUCCUCCUCAGUUUCGAACUUUGCAGGAAUGGUUUCACUAUGCUUUCUCAUGCAGUGACAUAGAUGCUGUUGACCGCUUCCCAAGUCUGGAGCGAGAACGUGAACGCACAGAGGGAGGGGCAGAGCCUCAACGAGCACGAUCAGCUGGCACGAGUAAACUGCAAGAACACAGCCAUACCCGGGAAGUUAUUUUUGCAUUGCCAUCACUGCAGUUGCAUGUGAAGACUGAACACCUUCAAGCCGCGAAAACUCCUGAUGGAGUUGGUCAAAAACCUACUGUGGAAUGUAGUUUUAUUACAGAGUUUGAAGAUCAUAUCUUUGUCACAGUAGAUGCAGAAGCAUUCUUUUUCCUUCAUGAUCUUAUAACAUCAUAUGUAAAGGAACGUGAAAGAGUGAGUGGUCUGCGAGCUCAUAGUCCUGAUCAUGAAAGACGCUCAACUCCUGGAGGGACCUCAGCAACUAGUGAUGAUGAGAAAAAGAGGAAGACAUUUGACCCUGGUGAAAUGUUUACUAAAGAUUGGCGGAGUUAUCAGUGCAAAACGUGGCACUUGGAGCCUACUGUUCGAUUGUUGUCCUGGGGAGGCAAAAGUAUUGAACCAUAUGGUGUAGAUUAUAUCCUGCAAAAGUUAGGCUUCUCUCAUGCACGAACUACCAUUCCAAAGUGGAUGCAGCGCGGUUUCAUGGACCCUUUGGACAAAGUGUUAGCAGUGCUAAUGCUACGAAUGAUUUCUGCAGUAAGGGACGAUACAUUGCGUCCAGAUGCUGAUGAACGCAAAUAGUGUAAUUGCUAGUCAUCACUUUUAAUGCAACCAUGACAACACAGUGUGUGCUAACCCACCUAGUCCCCUUCGCUGUGAAGCGUAGGCCUACUUUUGUACAAUUAUGUAAGUAUUAUGUUCUUUUCUUGCAAAGAAAGUAAUUCAGCUGGUAUGCUUGCUUUCUCUGCUUGACAUGCUCAAAUCCAGUCUCCAAUUCAUUGUAACUGUUGUUAGGAAGUCUACAACUGUUAUCUUUCAUUUUAACAUUCCUUUAUUGUUAUACAUAUGUUAUGUGUUAUUGAUUGUGCAGCUGUUUUAGGGUCUGUAGAUUUAUUAUAAUAUAUUAAGAAAUAUUUGUAUAAAAUAAAUUAUGGAUAAUUUUGUGUACAUAUUAUUUUUUGUUUGUAAAUGUAAAUGAUCUUAUGACAAUGUGAGGAAGAGCACUGAUGUUUCAUGAGUAGAAUGAAGCAGGAGGAACAAGCUUGUGUCAAGGCAUGUUGUAAUGUCAAGUUCUGAAGGCUGCUUAUUGCCUUCUGGAAAUUUCAUGUAAGUCAAAUGGUUUUAUUGUUUUUAUACUACAUUGUGCAUUUUCUGUCCAUUUUCCAUGUUCGUCUGUAGGAUAAACCAAAUAUUAUAUUAUUAAGAACAUACAAGAAAACUCUUUUCUUCUUUGUGCAUUU